AUGCAUGAUCAAAAACCCUUUAGGAUCGCUUUAACUUUUAGAAGACGUUCAAGGUCUUGUGAGCAUAAUGAUCAUCAAAGUUAUCAUGAAAGCAACAAAAGAAGUACUAGGCGAAGCACAUCUAAAAGAAAGGUUGAAAGAACUACUAGUGAAAGUCAAAGUCCCAGAAAUAAUAUAUGUGAAAGAAAUCCAAGUAUCUGGAAUAAAGUUACGAAUGUUAUGGCAGAAGUUUUAGAGACUGAUAGUAUAAAUAUAACUAUGACAACAAAAACUCUUGAAAGAGAUAACAGAAAUGUAAGAAGUAUCGAAAAAAGUUCAAGUAAAAGUUUGAGUAAUAGUAUUGACAUAACUCCGGCAACAAAAACUCUUGAAAGAGAUAACAGAAAUGUAAGAAGUAUCGAAAGAAGUUCAAGUAAAAAUUUGAGUAAUAGUAUUGACAUAACUAUGAUAGCAAAAUCUCUUGAAAGAAAUAACAGAAACGUAAGAAAUAACAAAAACGUAAGAAGUAUUGAAAGAAGUUCAAGUAAAAGUUCAAAUGAUAGUAUUGACAUAACUCUGGCAACAAAAACUCUCAAAAGAGAUAACAGUAACGUAAAAAGUUUCGAAAGAAGUCCCAAUAAGAGUACUAGACAAGAUUUAGAAAAAAAUGAAUCACGUAGAGAGCACUCUCUGGAAUCAUAUAAAGAAUACUCUUCAGAACCACAUGGAAGAUAUCUAAAAUCACGUAAAGUGCUCUUGGAUAUGACUGAUGAACAUUAUAAGACUUUUAGGGAUAAAGUUGUCCAAAUCCUUUCUGAUCUUGACGACUCAUUAUUACUUGACCAUAUGAAGUCAUGGAAUGAAAUUUCACGUCAUGUCUAUAAGAACAUAAUGCUAGCUAUCGAUAGAACAAUAAACUAA
This is a messenger RNA of Funneliformis caledonium, 900 nucleotides long. The record is from the annotation of a GenBank genome assembly. Lineage: Eukaryota; Fungi; Glomeromycota; Glomeromycetes; Glomerales; Glomeraceae.